AUGGCGUGGGCUCUUGUUUCUACUAUCAAGGAUCAGCUUAGUUCUUUCAUUACUUCAGAGUUCAUGGCGAUUGCAAAUGUCAAGGAAGAAGUCCAAAAGCUUGAAAGUAAGGCAAUGCUCAACGAUGCAAAGAAAAGGCAAUGGAACACUGUCAUGAUCAAAGCUGAGGUUGAGAAACAAGAAAAACAGGAAGAAGAAAAAGAAAAAGCUGAAACUAGCACUGCUAAGAAGAGAAAGGAAAAGAAUUUUUUCCUUGUCUUUGAUGAUGUGUGGAUUGAAGAUUAUGCAAUGUGGAAGCCAUUUAGAGAUGCGCUCAAAUAUUGUGGUUCCCAAAGUAGUAGAAUUCUAGUGACCACAUGUAAAGAUAAAGUUGCAGAGAUGAUGGAAAGUGCACACAUUACCAAUUUGGGGAUAUUGUCUAAAGAAGAUUGUUGGUUGGUGUUUAGUAAAAUAGCAUUUUAUGGUAAGAAUUAUGAGGAUCGUAACCAACUAGAAGACAUUGGCAUGGAAAUAGCGAAGGAGUGUAAAGGCUUGCCACUUGCUGCAAAGACUCUAGGAAGUCUAUUGCGCUUCAAGAGGAGUAGAGAACAAUGGGAGAUGGUUUUGUGUAGUAGUUUGUGGGGAAUGGAAGAUGUUGAAAGAGGUCUUUUUGCACCGUAG
This is a messenger RNA of Quercus lobata, 660 nucleotides long. Its product is annotated as putative disease resistance protein RGA3. Gene Ontology annotation, molecular function: ADP binding. Bases 1 to 660 code for a protein of 219 amino acids. The transcript has 3 exons. Lineage: Eukaryota; Viridiplantae; Streptophyta; Magnoliopsida; Fagales; Fagaceae. The record is from RefSeq and is a predicted model, not a curated record.